UUUUAAGACAAAAAAAAAAAAAAAAUCCCAGAACGAGCAAUUUAGCGGUCUAAAACAGUUUCAUAAUAUAAUAUUACCUAGAUUCAAUCUCAUGAUAAUGUUUGACAACAUGAGAUGAAAAUUCCUUAAAAUCAUCUGCAGCAGAGUCCACCUGUGCCUCCUUUUUGAAGUACACUUGGGAAAUUCACCAGCGUAGUUCCCUUUCCUCAAAGUGCUAAAUGAGCUUUCAUUUUUACAGAAAAUGCAAACAGGUCACGGCUAAAAAAAUCUUCAUCAUGGGGACAACUGGACUUGAUUGGGGUUCUUGAGAGCUGAAGUUCUACCUCCAGAGGGGAUGGGGGAAGUAUCCAUCCUGGUUGCGAUGGUACAAUCCAUACAACACUCCAAGGUGAAGGAACAUCAGAUUUGCAAGUUCCUCUCUCUUCAGGAUCACCACCGCUCUCCCAGAUCAAACAGAGCCAUGAAAUAAUUUACUGGAAGGUUGUCCUCCCUCUGAGAUAUGGGCUUCAUCCUUAAGGCCACAAAUGCGAGAGGAUAUGAGGAAUGCGUUGUCACCUGCAGCUACUGUAUCUAGUUUCUCUGGCUUGCUGACAGAUUUGGCUGAAAUGCUCUUUGAGACCCCCAUCACAGCAGAUUCAAAAGCCUCCUCAUCACUCUCAACCAGCCCCUGUCUCCCAUGGGACCCCCACGAAUGUCUGCUGAGGGGUCCCCAGUGCCAAAAAGCAGGAAGUCACAGCUGUGCUCAUCCCCCUUUCAGCAUAUAUAAAAUCAGUGAAGGAAAACACGACAGCAGAGAGAGAAGGAGAAAGAGGGAGAGGCAGCAAGAGUCGUAGAAAAACCAGCCUGUGAAAGAGUGUGCUAUUCCCCAUGGUGCAGGAAGAAACAGACAAAUCCAAUGAAGGGGAACAAGCAUUCAGAGCUUGGCCGACGGUGCAGGCAGGAGCGUCACACAGGGGCAGCACACUGGGACUGAAGAGGACUGAAGAGGCUUGGGAUUUUUUUUCUUUUUUUGGGACCUGAUGCACUGGAAGAUUGUCUAACAGACAGAAGGCAGGAAAACAGAAAGAGAAAUGACAUUUAGAUUCGUAUAAGCUUUUAAACUAUAUAUUAACACAGAUAAACUGCAAAAAAAGCAAGAAAAAAAGCCAGAUACACUGAUUUCAAAAAGGCAGACAGGCAGACUAAACAUUUUUCCAGACGGGACUGGAGUUUCUUCCACUGGAGAGAGACAGAAGCACAUUUUGAAUGAAAAGAGGAGAACCCUUAUCUUUAUCCAGCAAUGCUUUUGAGGAACUCUGCACUGAACUGUCUCUGUCUGCUGUCCUGGAAGCAGGCACAGGCGUAGGAUAUAGUUAUCUUCACUGAAAAGAGGAUCCACAUCGCGUUUUUUAUUUUGCAUAUUUAAGUGCAGGUGUUUUGCUUUUUGUCACCAUGUUUUCUUUAAAGUUCCCAUUAAAACCAUCGUGGACUAUUGCCCUUCUGGUGUUGUGUAUCCUGGAUGUAUGGAUCACAGCCUUGCCUGCACAGCAAUCUCAACCUAAACUGCAGCCCCGCCGGUCCAGGCAGAUGUCACCUUUAACCUCCUCCUCGUCAGCCGGUAACCUGUCAGAGAGCGCAGAGAGCAAAGUAGAGCGACUCGGCCAGGCGUUUAAGAGGACCGUUCGUGACCUGCGUGAAAAAGGCUCCUGCUUGGAUCUGGUUUUCCUAGUGGACGAGUCAUCCAGUGUCGGGGCCAACAACUUCCUGAGCGAGCUGAGGUUCGUGCGCAAGAUGCUGUCUGACUUUCCUGUUGCGCCAGAGAACACACGAGUGGCACUGGUGACCUUUUCAUCCAAAACCAACGUGGUGACAAGGGUGGAUCACAUCUCAGCGCCCAAAUCUCAUCAGCACAAGUGUUCCCUGUUCAACCAGGAGAUCCCUGCUAUCAACUACAGAGGAGGGGGCACCUUCACGAGAGGAGCCUUCCAAAGAGCUGCACAAAUCCUUCGUCACUCCCGCUCAAACGCCUCCAAAGCCAUUUUCUUGAUCACUGACGGCUACUCUAAUGGAGGGGACCCUCGGCCAGUCGCAGCGGCUCUGAGGGAACGAGGCGUAGAGAUCUUCACACUGGGCAUCUGGCAGGGAAACAUCAGGGAGCUUCACGACAUGGCCUCACAGCCCAAAGAGCAGCACUGCUACUUCGUGCACAACUUCGAAGAGUUUGAAGCUCUGGCUCGUCGCGCUCUUCAUGAAGAUCUCCCCACAGGCAGCUACAUCCAGGAGGAUCUGUCACGCUGCUCCUCCCUGUGCGACGCUGGCAGAGAUUGCUGUGACCUGAUGGCCAGCUGCAAGUGUGGCAUGCAUACCGGACAAUACGACUGCAUCUGUGAGAAAGGAUACUACGGCAAGGGUCUGCAGCAUGAGUGCACAGCAUGUCCACCCGGAACCUAUAAACCAGAGGGAACACCAGGAGGCCUGAGCACCUGCCUGCCCUGCCCUGACCCUCACCACACCUCCCAGCUUGGCAGCACCUCCCUCACUGACUGCGUCUGCAAGUCGGGCUAUCAGCAGAUAGGGAUGACCUGCCAGGUGGUGCACUGUCCAGUUCUAUCUCCUCCAGAAAAUGGCUUUUUUGUUCAAAAUGUGUGCAACAACCACUUCGAUGCGGCCUGUGGUGUGCGAUGCCAGCCGGAUUUUGACCUUCAGGGAACCAGCAUCAGACUGUGCCAGGCUGAUGGCACCUGGUCAGGAACGCCUGCGAGCUGCAGAGUCCGCUCCUGCCCGCCCCUCUCUCGGCCCCCACAUGGCUUCCUGAAGUGCAGCAAUGGCGGCGCCUCCCUCAGGAUGGAGUGUCAGGUGGGCUGUGAGCGAGGCUACAGGUUGGAGGGAGACUCUAGACUCGUGUGCCAGAAUAACUCGCAGUGGAGUGGACCCCAACCUCGGUGUGUGGAGGUUCGCUGUCCUCCCAUCUCCGCCUUGAGAAACAUCCUGCUGUCGCCCCCUGCCUGCACGAAGAGAGCUGCAUCACCUGGCUCUGCAUGCCUGAUCACUUGUCGCCAAGGUUAUACUCUCAAGGGAAACAGGAGGGCGGUGUGUCUGGGCUCUGGAAACUGGACAGCUAAUGUGUAUAAAGCUGUCUGUACAGACACUGAACCUCCGUGGAUUCAGUGCCCUGCUGACAUCGUUGCAGAGACGGAUGAGCGGCGUGGCAUCGCCAGUGUCAGCUGGGACGUCCCAACUGCCACCGACAACUCUAAGGAAGAGGUGGCACUGCAGGUGAAGCCAGUCUACACUCCCCCUGCACUGUUCCCCAUCGGAAAAGAAAUCAUCAUCUAUACAGCUACAGAUCGCUCAGGGAACCAGGCCAACUGCUCUUUCACUGUCACGGUCAUCGAUACGGAGCCCCCUGUGAUUGACAGAUGCAGGUCCCCGCCCACUGUCCAGGCCACAGACGCAGAGACGACGGCGGUCGUUUGGGAGGUGCCGCAGUUUUCCGACAACUCAGGUGGUCGUCUCACAGUGACCAGCAGCCACCCUCCAGGCUCUCAGUUUCCAGUAGGAGAGACUCUGGUCCAGUACACAGCGACUGAUGCUGCAGGGAACAGCCGUACAUGCAACCUCACCAUCACCGUGCAAGGAACGACCUGCGAUCAGCCAUACAAACCUGUCAAUGGAGAGUUCAUCUGUUCAGAAGGAGAAGAUGGUGUGAACUGUACUCUUCACUGUAAAGAGGGCUACAGCCUCACUCAGGAUGCUGUCCACAGCUACUUUUGUGCCUACAAUGGCAUCUGGGAGCCGCCGUACUCUGCAGACAGACCCGAUUGCUCCUUGAACCGUAUUGCAAACAAUGGUUUGAAGCCAUUUGAGAUGCUGUUUAAAGCGUCUCGCUGUGAUGAUGUGGACUUGGUCAAGUCGUUUACUGGAGAGUUUAACUCCAGACUUGAAGGCAUGCUUCCCAAUAUCUGCAGCAGUGAUGAUGUCAUCUGCAAGCUGGAAGUGAUGUCACAAGGUCACUGUCUGGAGUACAACUACGACUAUGAGAAUGGAUUUUCCAUUGCACCAGGAGGCUGGAGCAACAACUGGGGUCCUCAGGGUGCUCAGGAUUAUGCAUACUUUGAGACUGGUUUCGCCGCAGGCAGUCGGCAUCUCGCCAGACGGCAGCAGGACGGCAGCAUGCAGCCUCACCCACGCUCAAAAAGGCACCGCAAAAUCACAGGACCAACCAGAGACCAAAAAAUCCAGAUCUUUUUCAACAUCACAGCAAGCAUACCUCUGCCUAUAUCGAGGAACGACUCAAUUGAAGUGGCCAAUCAGAAGAGACUCCUGCGCACCCUGGAGCAACUGACCAAUCGUCUGAAGCGUACGCUGGCCAAACAGCCACUGUCUAGUUUUCAUGUUUCCUCUGAGAUGAUUGUAUCUGAUCCUAAAUCUCUGGAGAGUAAGAAGGCAUUUCUGUCCUGCCGGCCGGGGUCGGUGCUAAAGGGGCGGAUGUGCGUCCAAUGUCCAGUGGGAACGUACUUCUCCCUGGAGCAUAACGAGUGUGCGAGCUGCUGGCUCGGCUCCUUCCAGGACCAGGAGGGUCAGCUCGAGUGUAAGUCCUGCCCAGAGGGAACCUCCACGGCCUACCUGCAUUCCCGCAGCAUCUCUGAGUGCAAAGGACAGUGUAAGCCUGGCAGUCACUCUCUUAACGGCUUGGAGAUCUGUGAGUCGUGCCCACUGGGUCACUUCCAGCCAGGUUAUGGCGCCAGAGAGUGUCUCGUCUGUCCGGAUGAAACAUCAACCGUCACAAGGGGAGCUGUGGAGGAGGAGGAGUGUGGAGUGCCCUGUUCUUCAGGUCAUUUCUCCCGCACUGGUCUGGUUCCCUGUUAUCCUUGUCCCAGAGAUUACUACCAACCUGAACAAGGUCGCUCUUACUGCCUCUCCUGCCCUUUCUAUGGAACCACCACUGUUACUGGGGCAACCACCAUACAGCACUGCUCCAGUUUUGGCUCCAGUUUCCUUCCUAAAGAGGAGAGUGUGACUGCGGCUCCAGAGGUGCAAGUCCAUGAAGACUACCAAGCAAGCAGCCAGGUUUUCCACGAGUGCUUUCUGAAUCCCUGUCAGAAUAAAGGGACGUGUGAGGAGGUUGGGGCUGGAUAUGUGUGCACCUGCAUGCCUGGAUUCACAGGUGCAAAGUGUGAGGUUGACAUUGAUGAGUGCGACUCUGCUCCAUGUCAGAAUGGAGGCCUUUGUAAGGAUGGGAUGGGAGACUUCCAGUGUCAGUGCAAGUCUGGCUUUGUAGGUUCUCUGUGUGAGGCUGAGGUAAACGAGUGUCUCUCCUCCCCCUGUCUGAAUGAAGGCGUAUGUGUGGACGAGGUCAACAAGUUUAGCUGCAGCUGUGCAGACGGUUUCACAGGAUCUCGCUGUGAGCUAGAAAUAAACGAGUGCCUCUCCAACCCGUGUCUGAAUGGAGGCGUGUGUGAGGACUUGACGGGCGGCUACACCUGCAACUGUGCCGUUGGCUUCUCGGGAGAUCGCUGCGAGGUCAACAUUGAUGAAUGUUACAGCUCCCCCUGUCUGAAUGGAGGCUCAUGUCUGGAUGCUAUCAACAACUACAGGUGUCAGUGUGUGGAGGGUUUCCGUGGUCGUAUGUGUGAGGUGGAUGUGGACGAGUGCGAUCCAAACCCCUGUGUGAACGGAGCCAGCUGUCUGGAUGGUCUGGGCUCCUACAUGUGCCGAUGCCUCCCUGGGUUCAACGGAACCAGGUGUGAGACAGAGAUGUCUUCAGCCUUUAACCUGGACUUUGAGGUGUCUGGUAUCCAUGGUUACGUCAUGAUGGAUGGAGUAAUGCCAGCACUGACAGAGAUCACUUGCACGUUUUGGAUGAAAUCUUCAGACACUACAAAUUAUGGCACCCCUGUGUCCUACGCUGUGGAAGGGAGUGACAAUGCUUUCCUUCUCAUCGACUACAACGGCUGGGUUCUGUAUGUAAACGGUAAGGAGCGUAUCACAGACUGUCCUGCGGUAAACACAGGUCUGUGGUACCACAUCGGGGUCUCAUGGAGGAGCUGGGACGGAGACUGGAGGAUCUACAUCAACGGGAAGCCAUCAGACGGAGGAAAAGGCCUGUCAGUGGGCACCACCAUCCCAGGAGGCGGAGCUCUGGUGUUAGGUCAGGAUCAGGAUCAGAGGGGUGAGGGCUUCAACCCUGUUGAAUCAUUUGUCGGCUCCAUUAGUCAGCUCAACAUCUGGGAUCGAGUUCUCACACCUCAGCAGAUCAAAGUUCUGUCCAGCAGCUGCCCGGCCUCACAUGUGACCCACAGAGGGAAUGUACUGGCCUGGCCAGACUUUCUCAAUGGGGUCGUAGGACGAGUCAGAGUCAACCACAACAGCAUCUUCUGUGCUGAUUGUCCUAAAUUGGAGAACGCUGUUCCCCACCUGCACGCCUCCUCUGUAGAGGUGAGUCCUGGAGCACAGGUCCAGCUGUCCUGUGAUCCUGGCUUCUACCUGCUGGGGGAGCCGGUGCUGCAGUGUCAGAACAAAGGAGAGUGGAGUCAUCCUCUGCCCAGCUGUGAACGAGUGUCCUGCGGGCCUCCUCGUCCUCUGGAGAACGGUUUGUUUCAGGGGACUGACUUCCAUGCCGGCAGCUCUAUUGUGUAUCAGUGUAACGCUGGUUUUUACCUGCUGGGAGACACAAAGGUGCACUGCAGCAACAGUGGCAAGUGGGGAGGAAAUUCACCAGCCUGUCUGGAUGUGGAUGAGUGUGCUCUGGGAUCUGACUGUGAUGAACACGCCAGCUGUCAGAACACAGAAGGCUCCUACACUUGCACCUGUGUCCAUCCAUACAGUGGAGAUGGCAAAAACUGCACAGAGCCCGUAAAGUGUGAGAACCCUGGGUCUCUGGAGUUCGGUCACAGACAAGGCAGUAACUUUCUGAUGGGCAGCGAAGUCGUCUUCAGCUGUGACAGUGGCUACGAGCUGAUAGGAUCAACUCGCCUUCGCUGCACAGAGACAGGACGCUGGGAUGACUCAGUGCCCUACUGCAGAGCUCUCUCCUGCCCGAUACCAGCUGUUCCAGAAAACUCCAUCAUGACAGGAAACAACUUCACCUAUGGAAGCAAGGUGACUUUCAGCUGCAUGAAAGGCUUCCUGCCUCAGAUCCCCUACGAGUUCCAGUGUCUCUCUAGUCUGAGGUGGAGUGGGAUGCCACCCACGUGUCACCCAGUGACCUGCGGGGAUCCUCUGACUGUCAUGAAUGCUGGCUACACCCUCAUCACAAACACAUAUCAGUCCACUGUGACAUAUACCUGCGCUGAGGGGUACAGACCACAGGGCUCCAUGGAGGUGGUCUGUGAGGCCACAGGGGAGUGGAGCAUGCCCGUCCCUCGCUGUGUGAAUGUCCUGUGUAGCGAGCCCCCAGCCCUGAGAGACGCUGUGACCAUAGGACAGAACUAUGAGCUGGGAAACAAGGUGCACUAUGUCUGCAAAGAAGGCUACACUUUGAUUGGUCCAGAAACCAGAGAGUGUCUGCCAAAUGGCGAAUGGAGUGACAGCUCUGCCCAGUGCGUCCCUCGCUCCUGCGGCCCUCCACCCGCCAUUGACCACGCUGAGCCCUACGAGAGCCACCAGCUGUUUGGAGACACGGCUAACUACUAUUGCACUGAUGGAUACACAGCUGGAAAUAAUUCUAAGAUGGUGUGCAACGCUCAAGGUGUGUGGGCACCCCCUGAUGGCAUGGAUGCCCCUCGCUGUAUUGCAAAUUUCUGCCUCCGUCCGCCUGAGCUGUCCCACGCCAUUUUAGAUUCUGUCAACAAACCCAAAUAUGCCAGCAAUACUGAGGUGAGCUAUAAGUGUGAGGAGGGAUUCAUGCUGAACACCACUGGCACACUCAGAUGCUUGAUGGGAGGAGAGUGGGAGCCUUCCCCAUAUGAUAUUGGUUGUGUACCGGUGAGAUGCUCGAAGCCUGAGAGCAUUGAUCGAGGCUAUGUAAGUGGGACCAACUACAGUUUUGGAGCUGUCGUAGCGUACAGCUGUGAUAAAGGCUUCCUGAUCAGAGGGGAGAAGAGGAGGACCUGCAAGGCCAAUGGAGAGUGGGGAGGAGUUCUGCCUUCCUGUGUCCCUGUGUCCUGCUCCCCUCCUCCUGCACUCAAGAAUGGAUACAUUCAGGUCAGAGGACGGUUCACCUUCAAUAGCAAAGUGACAUAUGCCUGCAAUGCAGGCUACAGACUCAUCGGUCGCCCAGAGCGAGUUUGCCAAGCCAACCGGCAGUGGUCCAACAAUGACCCUCCUACCUGCGUCCUUUUAACUUGUGACCCCCCGCCUGACAUCGUUCAUGGACACUACAAGGGCUCUGACUUCCAGGUUGGGCGAAAAGUGCAGUACUUCUGUGACGAAGGCUACGAGCUGGCCGGGGACCCCACAUGGACCUGUUUAAAGUAUGGACGGUGGGAUAAAUCAAGGCGUCCUCGCUGCUCACCGGUGCAGUGUCCUGAGCCACCACUGGAGGAGAACCACCUGGUCCUGAAGGGUGUGGAUUCUGAAUCAGGAACUGUUGAAUUAUCCUGUGAGGAUGGUUACGUCCUUGAGGGAGCCCAGGUCCUGCGCUGUACCCCAUCCCAGGAGUGGAAUGACACUUUUCCUGUGUGUAAACAAGUGUUUUGUGGCCCACCACCUGAGGUGUCAUUUGGUGGCCCUACAUCCUCCUCUGCCCCGUUCCCUUACGGCUCCAUGGUUAGCUACACCUGCAUGGAUGGCUUCACUUUAAGAAAAGAAGGGUCUGUUUCCUGUUUAGCCAGUGGGCAGUGGGGCAGUCCUCAUCCAGAGUGUAUUCCUGUUGAAUGCCCUCAGCCUGUGGAGAUUUCUAAUGGUAUUGUGGAUGUCCAGGGUCUAAUGUACCUCAGCAAAGCACUGUACAGCUGUAAGACUGGAUAUAACUUAGAGGGCAACUCUACGAUACUUUGUGGAGAGAAAGGACUCUGGAUUGGAGGGGUACCCUCUUGCCGCCCAAUUGAAUGCUUGAUCCCUAAACAGAUAGCAAACGGGAAAGUAGCUUACACAAAACUCCAGUUUGGUCACAGUGUCACCUACUCUUGCCGUCGUGGAUACCGUCUGAAAGGCCCAGAGACUCUCACAUGCCUCGCCAGUGGGGAGUGGAACAUUGAAGCACCUACAUGUGUGCAGAUAUCCUGCACACCACCCCAACCAAUUGAAAAUGGGUUUGUAGAGGGCCAGGAUCACAGUUUUGGUGUCACCAUUUUCUACAGCUGCUUCCCUGGCUUCCAGCUUGUAGGCCAGGACCAUCUGACCUGUGAAGAGUUUGGUUGGUCUAGUUCUGUUCCCAUUUGCGUGCCCUCGGACUGUGGCCUGCCUCCUCAUAUUGACUUUGGGGAAUAUGUUAGGGUGUCACUGCAGGAAGGAGGCUCUGACUCUGCUUCUUCUAAAGACAAUGGAUCAUUAGCCACACCUUUGGACCUGAGCUUCCUUCAUUCCACAUUAAUUGAGUACCGUUGCCACAGAGGUUAUGAAAUCACCAGCCCAACUAGGUUGGUUUGCCAGGAGGAUGGAGGCUGGAAUGGCACAGCUCCAUCGUGUGUCCCUGCAGAGUGUGAAACCCCACCCAGUCCAGAGCAUGGCUGGGUGAACGUGAGCGAUGCUUCCCUUGGAAGUACAGUCAAGUACUCAUGUGAGGAAGGAUAUGAGCUGCAGGGCGAGCCCAUGAGGCAGUGUGUUUCAGGACGACUCUGGACUAAUGAAGCCCCUGUUUGUCGGCCUGUUUCCUGUGGCGAUCCUGGUGCUAUUGCUAAUGGCACUGCUCAUGGGGAUACUUUUGUGUACCCUGAGGUGCUCCGGUAUGAGUGUAGUCCUGGAUUUGUCCUUAAAGGUAGUGACGCUAUUGCUUGCCAAGCCAACGGGAAGUGGAAAGGACAGAAACCGAUUUGUGAGCCAGUAUCUUGUGGUCCUCCAAAAAUCCCAAAAGGUAUUACUUUUAAAGGAGAUCAGUACAGCUACAAUAAUGAGAUAGAACUGAGCUGUCCACCUGGUUUCCUCUUAAAGGAGAAAUCUGUUAGUGUUUGUCAAGCUGACGGCACCUGGAGCCAUGAGACUCUUACUUGUGUACCUGCCCGCUGUGGCAAACCAACACAAAUACCCAAUGGACGGUUGUUUGGGUCAGACUUUGGUGUCAACAGCAAGGUAAAGUAUGAGUGUGAUGAGGGAUAUGCACUUAACGGGGAUCCCACCCGUAUCUGUCAAUCUGAUGGACUCUGGGACAAACCUGCACCCCGCUGUGAUGUCAUAAGUUGUGAUCCACCUGAGGAUAUCAGUCACGGCUUCCUAAAUGGCUCCAGCUUCAACUACGAUGAUGUGGUAGAGUACGUCUGCUUUGAUGGGUAUGAGGUCGUUGGGGAUCCCAUCCUGAGGUGCUCCGCUCAAGGUUCCUGGUUAGGAACCGUACCUCAGUGUCGCCCCUGUGUCUGCGCCCUCCCUACACUAAAAUUUGGUGUGGUUCUUGGGCGUGAACGUUCCUGCGGGGACCGGGUGAACUUCCAGUGUGACGAUGGCUACAGGAUGCUGGGUCCCUCUGAGGCGGUGUGCGAGAAGGGAGGGGUAUGGAGCCCUGGCGUACCUGUGUGUGGAAGGGGGAGGUGCAGUGCCGCCCCGCCUGCAGUUGCUAAUGCUGUCCUGCAGGGCGGCAGUGCGACCUUCCCUGACACAGUAAUAUACAGGUGUCGGCCGGGCUACCAGCCGAGGGGGUACCCAUACCUCUCCUGUGGACGAGACGGCAGAUGGGGAGAACCCAGGAUCAAGUGUGAGCCUUUGGACUGUGGUAAACCUCCAGCUGUAGAGCACGCUCAGGUGGCUGGAGACACCUUCACCUUCCCAAACCAAAUCACCUACAGGUGUGAUGAAGGUUAUCAUUUGGCCUCGCAGACAGACUCCCUCUCCUGCCAAAGCGAUGGCACCUGGUCAAAGCACAGCAUACGCUGCCGUCCUGCCCCCUGUCUGUUACCCACUAACAUCUCCAUCCAACAUUUGUUGAUCACUGGAAAGGAGCUGACGCCUGUCGGAGGCACUGUCACUCUGUCCUGCUCUCCCGGUCUCUACCUGCAGGGGUCGGCAUUAGCUGAGUGUCAGCUCGGUGGUACAUGGUCACCAAGCAUCACCUCAGCUUCCUGCGAGCUGGUGGUUUGUGAGAAGCCCCCACCUCUUCUUAAUGGUGUCAUGGAGGGAGAAAGCUUCAAUUACGGAGAUUUUGUUAUGUACUCAUGCCUGCCGGGCUUCGACAUGAAGGGAGACUCUAUCCAAACCUGCCAGGGGGACAGAACAUGGAGUGGCACCCAGCCUAUGUGUGUUGUGCAGUCCUGUGGGCCUCCUCCUUCAGUGAGUAAUGCAGUGGUUCAGACAACAGGAGAGACUUAUCUUCACAAUGCCACUUAUGUUUGUAAUGUGGGCCUGCAGCUGGUUGGCCCAAAGUCUCUCACCUGUCUCUCCAAUGGCACGUGGAGUCAGCCAGCCCCCACAUGUGAAGCAUCUAAAGGCUGCAACAGCCCGGUACAGAUACUGCACGGUAAAGUGCAAGAACACAACCUGAACACUGGACGGGCUGUGGAGUUCCAAUGCAAUAAAGGUUACAACCUGGUGGGAGAUUCUUUAGUGGUUUGCAUGGGAGACAACACCUGGAGCUCCACGUUCCCAUCUUGCAAACCUAAGUCUUGCCCGGCUCCACCAGGUUGGAGGGAGGAGCGCAGCAGUAACAGGUCCCAGCAGGAGUUUUAUGUAGGGCAGACGGUCCGUAUCACCUGCCCCAAAGGACAGCAGGUGAAAGGCAGCGGCACGGUCACCUGCAGACCAGACCAGACCUGGAGCCCUAUCAGCUCUGUGUGCGAAAGGGUGUCCUGUGGCCCCCCACUCCACGUUGCCAAUGGGGUGGUGCGGGGGGCGGUGUUCCAGUUUGGGGACGUGGCAGUGUACUCGUGUUUUGGUGGCUACAUGAUGGAGGGUGUCGGGAGAAGUAGGUGUCUGGAGAACGGCACCUGGACGCCGCCUCCCACAUGCAGAGCCGUGUGUUGGUUGCAUUGCCAGAAUGGAGGUGUCUGUCAGCGGCCCAACACUUGUGCCUGCCCUGAAGGCUGGAUGGGUCGACUCUGUGAAGAGCCGAUCUGCAUCCUGCCGUGCCUGAAUGGCGGGCGUUGUGUGGCACCCUACCAGUGCGAGUGUCCCACAGGGUGGACGGGGACCCGCUGUCACAGUGCUGUGUGUGCCUCGCCUUGUCUGAAUGGAGGCCGCUGCAUCAGGCCGAACAGAUGUCACUGCAGUGCAGGGUGGAGCGGACACGAUUGCUCCAGGAAAAGGAAAUCAGGAUACUAUCACUUCUGAACCAUCUCCACGUGAAUCGUCUCAUGAAGGGAAAUCUUGUAUAUUUAACUGACUCACUUUGUAAACCAUUCAUUCUCAUCUCUCUGCAAAAGGCAAAGCAAGAACCCGUUUGUAAAAUAAAGCUGUAUUUUUUCAUAUAGAGACUCAAACAGUAUUAAAGGUAUGCUGCUAUAUACUUGUACGAUGUGCAAAAACUGUUGAUGUGAUUGUGCGAUGUAUAUGUGUAAACUAUUCUCACAUUUUUAUUAAAGCAUAAAAUACC
Molecule: messenger RNA, 12595 nt
Organism: Cheilinus undulatus (humphead wrasse)
Lineage: Eukaryota; Metazoa; Chordata; Actinopteri; Labriformes; Labridae
Gene: svep1
Product: sushi, von Willebrand factor type A, EGF and pentraxin domain containing 1
Exons: 54
Coding region: 1432-12333 (3633 amino acids)
Molecular function (GO): calcium ion binding
Source: RefSeq, a predicted model, not a curated record